Molecule: messenger RNA, 2173 nt
Organism: Heterocephalus glaber (naked mole-rat)
Lineage: Eukaryota; Metazoa; Chordata; Mammalia; Rodentia; Bathyergidae
Gene: Hoxd9
Product: homeobox D9
Biological process (GO): DNA-templated transcription; proximal/distal pattern formation; embryonic skeletal system morphogenesis
Cellular component (GO): nucleus
Molecular function (GO): DNA-binding transcription factor activity, RNA polymerase II-specific; RNA polymerase II cis-regulatory region sequence-specific DNA binding
Source: RefSeq, a predicted model, not a curated record
CGGCUCUGGGCGGCCCCUCCGGCUCCAAGCAGGCGUCCGGUGCGCCCUGGGCGCGCGGGCCGGAGCGCCGGAGCGGGGGAGCCGGAGCCGGGUCGAGACUACAGGAGCCGGGGCGGCAAGAGGAGACGAACAAAUAGUCCCCAGCGCCUCCUGCGGCUGCCUUUGGGCCUGUGGUCCCAGGCACCGCCGGGCGGGCCGAGCCGAGCCGGGCCGGGCCAGGCCAAGCGGGCUCCUGGCCCUGGCCCUGCGGGCUCUAAUUGCGGCGCUUAUGUUGAUGAUUUUUUUUUUUUUUUAAUCACAGCAGCCCCCAGUUUAGCGGACUGAUUUACUCCCGGUAUUGGUAAAUAUGAUCACGUGGGCCGUGCGACCAAUGGUGGAAGCUGCAGCCUGCGAACUAGUCGGCGGCUCGGGCGCCGGCGGGGAGCGGCUCGGCGGCGGGCAGUGUAACCUUGGGUGGGAGCGCGAGGCGCCUCAAAAUGUCCUCCAGUGGCACCCUCAGUAACUACUACGUGGACUCGCUCAUAGGCCAUGAGGGCGACGAGGUUUUCGCCGCGCGCUUCGGGCCGCCGGGACCAGGCGCUCAGGGCCGGCCUGCAGGUGUGGCCGAUGGCCCGGCCGCCGCCGCCGAGUUCACCUCGUGUAGUUUUGCCCCCAAAUCGGCCGUGUUCUCCGCCUCGUGGUCCGCGGUGCCCGCCCAGCCCCCGGCGGCGGCGGCGAUGAGCGGCCUUUACCACCCGUACGUGCCCCCGCCGCCCCUGGCUGCCGCCGCCUCCGAGCCCGGCCGCUACGUGCGCUCCUGGAUGGAGCCGCUGCCCGGCUUCCCCGGUGGUGCGAGCGGCGGCGGCGGUGGAGGAGGAGGCGGUGGCCCGGGCCCCGGUCCCAGCCCCGGCCCCGGAGGCCCAGCCAACGGGCGCCACUAUGGGAUUAAGCCUGAAACCGGAGCGGCCCCGGCCCCCGCCGCAGCCUCCACCUCCUCCUCUACUUCCUCGUCCUCCUCCUCCAAACGGACUGAGUGCUCAGCGGCCCGGGAGUCCCAGGGGAGCGGCGGCACCGAGUUCUCGUGCAACUCGUUCCUGCGGGACAAGGCGACCGCGACGGCGGGGGGAACCGGGCCCCGGGCAGCGAUCCGGGCCGGGCCUGGUGCAGGCGGCUCCUCGGAGCCCUCGGCUUGCAGCGAUCACCCGAGCCCCGGCUGCCCGCUGAAGGAGGAGGAGAAGCAGCAUCCGCAGGCUCCGCAGCAGCAACUUGACCCAAACAACCCCGCAGCGAACUGGAUCCACGCUCGUUCCACCCGGAAAAAGCGCUGUCCCUACACCAAAUACCAGACGCUUGAGCUGGAGAAGGAAUUUCUCUUCAACAUGUACCUCACCCGGGACCGGCGCUACGAGGUGGCCAGGAUUCUGAACCUCACAGAGAGACAGGUCAAAAUAUGGUUCCAGAACCGUAGGAUGAAAAUGAAAAAGAUGAGCAAGGAGAAAUGCCCAAAAGGAGACUGACCCAGCACAGUACCCACAGGAGCGCUCAGAGGCAGCCAGGAGUUUUUUUGUGGGUGCUUGAUUUCCAGAAACUCUCCACCGACUCAGACUUUUUUUUCUUUAUUAGGUAGAAGUGACUGUGUGGUUGGUCUCUGUGAGGUGUUUGGGGGACUCUGUAUUUGCUCGCUUAUGUGUUGAAGAAACCAAGUGGCUUCAGGGUUUUGCCUACCCCACUCCCUCCUUUCCUGCUCCAUUGAUUGCUUUGGAAAUACUAUAUUUUGUGAGUGCACGCUGGUUUAAGGAGCCCUUCUGUGUAAAUGUCUCCCCUGUUUCCAAAAUGUGCUGUAGUUUAGUCCCCCACCCUUCAGCGCUGCCCCAGCAGGGCCAAGCAGAACCCCAAUUCUGGGGAGACAUUGUGGACACCCCUGCCACUUGCCCAGACAGAAGCCCAGCUGGGUGAGCCACCGGUUUCGAAAGCCCCCUUUCCUCAGGGAUCCAGUGAGGCCUAGAGAGGAGCUUAGGGCCUCAGGUGGGUUGUGGUUUGUCCUGAGUGCGUUGGAGGAGUUGCUUUUUCCCCGGGGAGGGUUGGGAUCUAGUGGGCAGCCUGAUGGUGACCCUCCAGGUUCCUGUCCAAGGACCAGUUGUAAAUGUUACCGCUUCCUACCAAUAAAUGCUGAUCUGAUCAAAUGGAGCCCAGA